Molecule: messenger RNA, 565 nt
Organism: Anoplophora glabripennis (Asian longhorned beetle)
Lineage: Eukaryota; Metazoa; Arthropoda; Insecta; Coleoptera; Cerambycidae
Exons: 2
Coding region: 153-500 (115 amino acids)
Source: RefSeq, a predicted model, not a curated record
UUGAUUUUAUAGUGUACACUAACAUUUUUAUUAUCAAUUCAUAUUUUAAUACUUAAACCAUUAUUGUUCUAAAAUGAUGAACUUAUAUAAAGCUGCAACACUUCCAGAUUCAGUUCGCUUCGACACUUGGCGAGAUCAAACAUUUCGGUAAAAUGAAACUCGCGGGGCUAGUUUUUCUUGUAUUUGUUGGUCUCUCAGUUGUCAAUGUGGUACAUUCUGCCAUUUUCGAUACCAUUUUGAAUACAGCGAAAGAAAUGGGUUCCAGCGCCCAGAAAAUUGGGGAUGACAUACUGGGAACUUUCUUAUUACCGAAUAGGAAAUGCAAGAACAUGCAAUGCUCAAAUGUGGACAAGAUGAAGAUUUUGGAAGAACAUAACGUACCGAUGCAUCAGAUACAGCCAGCUUACGUUAUGCAAGAUGGUGGCUUCUAUCCUGAUCCCAAAACGGCAAGAAAGCGAUCACCCGAUCCUCCAAAAUUUGUACCCGCCCAAGGAAAUUAAUUAAUAAAUAACUGAAAUUCAUUGUAUUGUUUCAAAAUAUCAGAAAUGAAGUUAUAUCAUUAAAA